AAUAGCGUUUUCAGGCAUUAGUAAAGACGAGUUCCCGCUUACUUUUCCGCCACAGUUUAAACUAAUAGUUGUGGUCAUUUCUGUGCUGUCAGACAUACUCGUUUCUUUCUGUAGUCGACAAACAUGGAACAAAUCUCGCUCGGAAAGACAACAACAGUUAUUAAAACCUCCUGUUAGCAUCAUUUUAGUAACGUAGCAGCUAGCUAGCAGAGCAACGACUCAUCAACUGUGAUGUCUCUGCCUCCAGAGAGAGCUUCCGAGCUGAAGCAGAUCAUUCAGGAUCAUCUGAUCAGGAUGGAUAUCCACGGGAAAAUCCGAGAGGUGCUUGCAGAGACUGUGAAGGAUGACCAAGGCCCAACACACCGUCCUCUCUCUGAGGCAGAUUUCCUGAAUGCACUACAGCGCAGGGGCAUCAUUGAUGAUGUGAUGAAGGACCUACACUUCAGCAUUGGCAAACAUACAGACGCAGAAAACGGAUCCCAACCAAGACCUGCUGGUCAGCCUGUUGAGAAGAAUGUUCCUCAGCUGGGAAACACCAACAUCGACCCAUCCAGGCGAUACCUCUAUCUCCAAGUGUUAGGUGGCAAAGCCUUUUUGGAGCACCUCCAGGAGCCAGAGCCUUUACCUGGGCAGGUGUGCUCUACAUUUACACUCUACCUGCACUUCCGCAACCAGAGGUUUCACUCUAAGCCAGUUCCCUGUGCCUGUGAACCAGACCUGAAAGAAGGCUUCCUCUUAGAGAUCCACAGAGAGGGUGUAGGAAAGUGCAGCACAAUGGCUGAUUCAACAAGCAUGCUGUCUAUGUGUGACCCGGUUCACUUGGUGCUUGUCAAGACAAACACCUCCAGUGAGACAACGCUGGUAUCGUCCUACUUCCUGGACUGGAGAACCAUCCUUAGCUCAUUUAGCGGGAAGACCUGCUUUGCUGUGGAGCUGAUGGGAGUCGGGAGUGAAUCUAAAGUCCCAGCUGGUGUUUUGACUGUCAGUCUGGAGCUCUACCCUCCUCUCACAGAGACUCUAAACAGUGACAUCAUCAGCACACAGCAAUCACUGGAGAGGCAGAAGACCGCAGAGAAGGAGAGGCUAUUUUUAGUUUAUGCCAAACAGUGGUGGAGAGAGUUUCUGGAGAUACAUCCAUCACACCAAUCCAAAAUGGUCAAGAUCUUUGCACAGGAUGAGAAUGGCAUCAACAGGCCGGUGUGUUCCUACGUUCGUGUCCUUCGGGCGGGCCGGCUGCUGGAGAGCCCUCGACAGGCAGCACGCUUUGUCAGCCUGAUGGCCCACGAGAGGGCCCCGGUGGUGGGGGGAGGAAACAAGCAGGAGCAGUGGUGCACAUUAAUGGCUUUCCUGUGUAGAGGGAAGGGGGACUGUGAGGACCACGCAACCCUGCUGUGCAGCCUCCUGCUGGGCUUUGGUCUGGAUGCGUACGUGUGUGUGGGAACUAAAAACAAGGGGACUGCACACACCUGGGUCCUGACCCGCGGGACCGAUGGGAGCAUCACUUUCUGGGAAAGUCUGACAGCACACAGAUACUUGCACCAGGCCAUAGACCCUGAUGCACCACCUUUGGCCCCCCAGCCCAAACCCUCCUCCCCCUACCGGACUGUGGGCUGUGUCUUUAACCACCAGACCUUCCUGGCAAACUGCCAGUCAUCAGACUCUGUGGCGCUCUGUGUGUUUGACUUCCAGAAUCAGUCUCGCUGGAAAGCAAUGAGCAUAGACGCUCUGAAGUCUGUCUGCGCUCCAGGUUCCACCACCUCUCUGCCCCCUCUGCCUCCACUCUGUGCCCCAUCUCUGGAUGCCGCUGCUGCCAGCAACCGGCUGGAGCUCGAGAUGCGCUUCCUGGUGUCAGAGCAGAGGAAGGACCUGGAGCUGGGGACGGUGUGGGACGACCAUCUCUCCUACCUGCUGUCCUCAUCGCUGUCAGCCUACGAGUUGGAGCGCUGCACCGGUGUCUCCUGCGGCAAUGAGGAGUUCCAGGAUGCCGUGAGGAGGGCGGUGCCGGACGGACACACCUUCAAGGGCUUCCCCAUCCACUUCCUGCACCACAAUGCACGCAGGGCGUUCGCAACGUGCCUCAGGUCUCCGUUCUGUGAGGAGAUUGUGUGUUGUCGUGGAGAUCAUGUGCGGCUUGCGGUUCGGGUCCGGGUGUUUGUCUAUCCUGAGAAUGCGUGUGCAGUGUGGCUCAUGUUUGCGUGUACGUACCGCUCUGUGCUCUGACCAACAGGAACCCUUUUUAUAUCUUCACAAGAUCUUUUCAGGUGUGUUUUAGAUUUGUGUACAUACCCUUCACAAGAAUAUCUGGAGUGACACUACAUUUAGAGUUUUUACUCAGUGAAAAUGCACAUUUGUGUUUGUCGUGUCUGCUGUGAUGCUCAGGCUUUUAUUUCUUAACUUUUUAAUUGUACAGAAUUUUAAACACAGAGUUGUAUUUAUAUAUUUUUGUAAAUAAAUGAAGCUGUGAUUAUUUUA
This is a messenger RNA of Notolabrus celidotus (New Zealand spotty), 2472 nucleotides long. RefSeq names its product centrosomal protein 76 (gene cep76). The transcript is spliced from 12 exons. The record is from RefSeq and is a predicted model, not a curated record. Bases 232 to 2220 code for a protein of 662 amino acids. NCBI's taxonomy places the organism in Eukaryota, Metazoa, Chordata, Actinopteri, Labriformes, Labridae.